Messenger RNA from Heterobasidion irregulare TC 32-1, 702 nucleotides. RefSeq lists its product as uncharacterized. Bases 1 to 702 code for a protein of 233 amino acids. NCBI's taxonomy places the organism in Eukaryota, Fungi, Basidiomycota, Agaricomycetes, Russulales, Bondarzewiaceae. The record is from RefSeq and is a predicted model, not a curated record. The transcript is spliced from 3 exons.
AUGUUCGUAGAUUCCUUCCAUGUCACUCGCCUUGCGCGAGAGGGCUAUGAAUGCCUCACAGGAGCACGUCGCAAGCCAUUCAAUGAAACGCUCUUACUAUCCCACCUCACCUCCCUGGACGCUCUCCGCGCCAUCUUGGAUGCAAUCAUUGCUCGCAUUCACCUUCUUUUACCAGGGCCUAACACCCCUUUCAUCGAUCGUGCUCUUCGAUCCUGUCUGUUCACGACAUCCCUUGCUUGGGCAGCUCUCGUCCAUCCUGUUUACCUCGAACUCAAACGUCGCCUCAGCAUCACCGUCGUCGCUGCUCCGCCUUCAGCCAACGCGGACUAUAGUGAACCGUCGUUACAGCGGAUGGAGCUACUGUCUCAGGGGUUGAAGAGAAUGACAGUAACAGCGGCGUUAGACGUCGCCCGUAAUGUGCGAGAUAUACAGGAUCUUAGUUUCAUCACGCAUCUCCGACUUGUGAUGUUGGAUGUAUGGGCGCGAGUCUUGAUCGAUGAGCGAGAGACUGCAGCUCUCAUGGGUGUGGACAGGAUACAGGCUCUUCAAUGGAUCUUGCGUGGGCUCAAACUUCGUGGGUGGUCACAUGUCGACCGGUCUGGUAUUAUUGAGGCCGUGGAACAUCAUCUGAGGGAGGAUAUCGAGGCCACCUUCUGGGCCGUCUUCGAUCCACAGCUCUUACCUAUCUCCUUACCUGCUUGA